Messenger RNA from Ostrinia nubilalis (European corn borer), 3437 nucleotides. RefSeq names its product lachesin-like. Lineage: Eukaryota; Metazoa; Arthropoda; Insecta; Lepidoptera; Crambidae. Bases 217 to 1665 code for a protein of 482 amino acids. The transcript has 14 exons. The record is from RefSeq and is a predicted model, not a curated record. Gene Ontology annotation, molecular function: protein binding; axon guidance receptor activity. Gene Ontology annotation, cellular component: neuronal cell body; axon; plasma membrane. Gene Ontology annotation, biological process: synapse organization; homophilic cell-cell adhesion.
UGAAAACCGAAUCGGAAAAUAACGCUCGAAGCCGCUUCCCUCAGUUCAGUUUGCGAACGCGUAGAGACAGCUGCGCGCCGAUCGCUCGAAUCGACCAUAAGUGCCUAAAAGGGAUGUGCCUUCAGUGUUAGUGCAGUGUCUUAUAGUUGUACAAGUGUCGUAGUGACUAUAGUGUUCUCUUUUUUGUGUUGAUCCAAGAAAAAAUACCGCAACACUAUGGAGUUAAGGAGGAUAGCUCUGCUUCUGGCGUUCUUCGUGGUAGCUGUCUGCUCGCAAUGCUCAGAUGCACACACAAUGCGGAAACGCGGUGCAGAGGAUGGUGAUUACGAUGAGAACCUGAUGGGUGAUGAGGGUCCCACCGAUGAUGAGGCACAGAAUGACGAUAGAGGUGACGAAAAAGAAACCCCUCCAGAAACUAUCAUCACGCAACCGACCAGUUACAACGUGACAGUCGGGAGGACAGUGCGGCUAGAGUGCAAAGUCUCGCCCAACAACAGACCUGUCAUCCAGUGGUCGAAGGACGGCCAGCCGCUCUUUAUGGGUCAAGCCAGGUUCCCAAUGGCCCAACUGGAAAUGCCGGAGAGGCUGAAUGUCUCCAUCGCUACCAACGACCUGUUGAUCGUUGACGUCAGACCAGCUGACAGCGGCAAGUACAAGUGCACGGUGAUCCAGGCCCAACAAACCUCUAUCGAACACGUCAUCGCUGUCCAGGAAGCUCCCAGGAUUAUUAGAUACACCGUAUCAGACAACGGCGUUGUGAUGGAGGGAUCAGAACUGGUGCUGAGGUGCGAUGUGGCUGGAUCCCCUGCUCCUACCAUCAUCUGGUCCAGAGAUAACGGCGCUGGGAACGUCCGCCUUACAGAAGCGGACGCCAUCUUUACCCUGAACACGGCCACCAUCAAGAAUGUCCGCCGCGAGAAGGCUGGCAAGUACUACUGCUUUGUUUUCAACGCCCUCGGAAGCACACAGUCAGAACACAACGUGAAGGUUCUGCACAAGCCUCAUGUGCAAGUUCACAAAACAGUCGUCAACUCAGCUUUGGAAGUGGAAGCCAUUUUGCAGUGCGUUGCUCACGCAGAACCUGCCCCCAGAAUCACCUGGUACAAGGACGGCAGCAUGAUCGACCCGUUCUCCCCGUACGUGGUGUCCACCGACGGCCCUCACUCCAACCUCACCGUCACUCCGCAUCAGGAUUCUGAUUUCGGCACUUUCACUUGUGUGGCCACCAACAGCCACGGCAAGCACAACCGCAGCAUCGAGCUGGUGCAGAGACCAGUAGUUGAAGGUGUGGAGCUGGAAGGCAACAAGCUGAGCUGGCGCGUGCACUCGCACCAGCCGCUGAGGAAGGUGGAACUACAGCUGAGGGACACGGAAGCCGUGGUGACCACAUUAAACGUACCACUACCAGAGGACACCAACAAACACGAAAUUGAGUUCAUUUACGCCUUGGAAAACGUCACCCCUGGAAAAUACGAGGUUGUGGUCAAAGCCGAGAACAGCAAGGAAUGGAGCAGAGAGAGCGAACCCGUCAUUGUGGAUUACGAAGCCAUGCCCAUGCCUAUCCAGACUGCAUCAGUGUACCACGGGAACUCACAUUCUAUCCGACCAGCAUCCAGCGUGAUCUUGUCAUCAGCCUUCAUGUACUUACUCGUUCGAAUGUUUUAAACUGACAGCUAGCGUUACUUAUUUAUUGUUAGUAGAUAUCGAAGUAUUCGCGUUAGGACAAAACACAAUGUACCUUGAUGUGUUGAUUUAGAGACGCUUUUCGAAUGAUUGUUUUUGGAACGAAAUUUUUUGAGAAAAAAUUGGUAUUAUUUUUACCAUAAUUUAGGGAACGGAUGACAACGCUAUAAUAAGAAUGUUAAGGCUAUUAAAUAUAAUAAUCAAACCAAGCAUUUUUACAAAGUAAUAAAAUUGUCGCAUUAAAUAUUAUACAAAAUAGUCAUACUUCUGUCAUCCGUGUAUGUUUUUAAGUUAUCAUAAUCUCUCAUAAUUUGUAUGUAAAAGUACAAACAGCACAAAAAUGAACCAGUUACUUUACCGUUUUAUAUUUGUUGUACAGAUUAAUUUUGUAAGGGAUUUAUUAUUUUAAUAUUAAUUUAAUUAUAGCAAAAGACCUGAUCGAUAAGCGAUGAUACUUAAAAAUUAAAAAUGGCAUCUACUUCGUUAAAAUUUAAGCUUUGCAUUUUGGUAUCAUUUAAUGCUUUUAUUUAAUUAAUUUUAACUUUAAUAAGUCUUUAUUACAUUUUAUUUGACAAUUUACCAGUUUUCCUUGUAAAUAUUAAUGAUUAAUUUACAGUGAAAUUAGAAUUAAUUAAUUUUUAUUUAAAUAAAUUUUUUCGCUCUGAGAAAAUUUAUUUGAAUUAUUUCAAUUUGUAUUUCUGUUUAUUUUCUUAUUCUUUUAUAUAGUCGUUUUCUCACAUUAGUUUAUGUUAGAGUUUACAAAUAGUAGGUAAUUAUUACCAAAGUGUAAUUAAGAAUCACAUUUAGUUAAAUAAGUUUAAUGUCCAGUGUAAUUAAUUAAUGUACUUCUUUACAACGCUUGUUAAAAACAUUAAUAAAAUUAUUACAAUUGUAAUCCAAUUUUUGAUUGGUAUAUUGCUUUGGCGCUGAGGAAAUUAAAAAAUAUUAUCAAAAAAAUAAUAGGCAAAUUAUUAAAUUAAAUACCCAAAUUAAAUAAUCUAUGACAUUGUUAUCAAUGGGAAUAAAUACAUUUUAAUCAAUAAAUAGAUAAUAAAGUCAACUAAAGUACAGUUGCCAUAAUAAAUGUAAAACAAUCUGAUUAUAUUAAAAUAGUUUUAAAACUAAGGUCUGUAAUAUCGUAAUAUAGUGAACAGUAAUUACAAUGUGCCUGUAAUAUAUACAAAUGAAUAGUUCCAAUGAAGGUGCUUGUCCUUUUAUAAUGUGUAGCGUAAUCUUCCAUUUACAACGUAAUUAUAAACGUUAUUAUAAUCAACUAGUCUUACAAUUACAGAUACAUCGCUUUAAUAAAUCAUUAAUAAAUCAUACAUUUUUUAACACUCAUAACGCCAAAUUACAAAAUAAAAUGAUAAAUUGCGAAAUAUUAUUAUAUUAAUGAUUGCAUUACAUUUAAGAAUUAUCAAUUAAAUCGAAAUUUGUUAUUUUAACAAUAUUAUAAAGUAAAUAACACCGUAUAACGUACACACGUAAGUCAUAAUAAUUACAAUUAUCAAUCUCAUUAAAAAUUACAAUUGUAAUUGAAAUGAAUUUUUUAUUGAUUUCAAAUUGGGUCAUACAGCUAUGCUUAUAUUUUGAUACGUGUGUAUUUGUCAUACUAUUAAUAAUCAUACAUACUUCACUGUAUUAGAAUUCAUGUAUUAUAUUAUUAUGUGGGUGCCUUCUUACGUGAAUUGUAAACGAAGGUGAUAUUUUUGUCUUAAACAAAUAAACGAUUAAUGUUUGUACAUAUAUUUAAA